Molecule: messenger RNA, 4664 nt
Organism: Periophthalmus magnuspinnatus
Lineage: Eukaryota; Metazoa; Chordata; Actinopteri; Gobiiformes; Gobiidae
Gene: prr36a
Product: proline rich 36a
Exons: 6
Coding region: 225-4664 (1479 amino acids)
Source: RefSeq, a predicted model, not a curated record
GUGGCUCAAACGUGGAGCAGGGACGCAGCUGCAGCGCGCGGCUCAUUGUUUCACUCGGAAUUCUCUACGGCUCCGUGGCUCCGUACAUCGAGGCGUUGCACUGGACUCUUCAGACCAAAAGCGAAGAUCUUGACGUGGAUAUCUAAAAGGACAUUAACAGAAGUCGGCUCUGAUUGGCCAGAUCCAUUGGAAAACGUACCCUACAUUGGCAUUCACGACAGGGAAUGAAACUGGAUGGGGUUACCAUGGAGACCACAGAACCCACAGAUGCUGCGGCCGUAGUUGAGCCCGCCAACCCACCAGAUGACAACUCCACUGAGCUGAGUACAGCACCGCCAGAGGAAGCUACAGGAAAUGGUGCCCCCAAGACUACACCUGCUGCCAAUGGAAAGGCUGCAGCAGCUGCAGGUAAACAUAAACCCACAACAACAAAAAAACAGGCUCCAUUGUCCAGGACUGAGUCUGUGCCUGGAUCAAGAGCCGCUAUGACCUCUCGGCGCCCGGGGGCUGAUGUCAAACCUAUGAACAAUGUCGCGUCAAGGAAUGCCCCUGCCAAAAAGCCCCUCAUCCAAAAGCCUCCCACCCAAGGGACCACGGCAGCGCCCAAAAAAACACAGGCAGUUUCUACAGGAAGUGCAUUGACAACAAAGGCUCAAGUCAAGAUCCCUGACAAGAAACCUCCUGGACCUGCCUCUGGUGCCACAGCAACAUCUAAUGGAACCAGACCAGCCAGUGCCGCUCUUAAGAAAACCAUGGCUACGUCGAAACCCAAACCUGCAGGUCCAGUCGCUCGACCAACGGGAUCCACGGCUCCAAAAGCAGGAACUUCCACUUCGACAAAACCUGAUCCUUCUGCUUCCAUGAAGACUGCCAGAGCUGCCACAGCGCCCUCGAUGUCCCGAGCAGCGGCCAAGCCCCCCUCCGCAGCAGCGGCCAAGCCCCCCUCCGCAACAACAGCCACGGCCAAGCCCCCCUGCACUGUGAGAACUACAGCCUCCAGAGCAGCCACAGCGCCCCCCUCUGGCAGAAGCACAGCAGCACCACCCAGUAAAGCUGCUGGACCUGCCAAGAAAGAUGUCAGUCGGCCUGCUGCUGCUGUGGCCAGAAAAGGACCACUGGCUUCAGCUAAAAAAGCAGAAGUCUCCAAACCGGCAGCAAACAUGAAGCCAAAGGUCGAUCCUAAACUUCCACCAAAGCCCAACACAACAAAGACCUCAGUUGUGGCUGCUGCUCGACUCCCAGCAGUGACCCAACUCGGCCCGACCCCACCUGGCUCCCCAGUCAGCAGGGCUUCAUCGGCCACCAACACCCCCCGAUCCAAACUCGCAAGCAAGCCCACUCAGGCAGUCUCCCCCUUUAUUGCCGGCAAGAGGCCAGAGCGAACUGGAGCAGCCAAAGGAGCUAAAGUAGCUUCAGAUAAGGCCGGAGUGGCCGGAGCGGCCAAAGUGCCCGGAGUGGCGGCAGCGGCAGGAGCAGCUGUGGUGCAGAACACACAAGCAGAACCUGUUAAAGCGUUACCAAAGGAGUCAUCCUCUGAAGCCACCGGGACUGUGGAGGAAGCUGGCGUGAUCUCUGCUCCAUGUGUUGUAUUAGAGACAGAAACUGAACAUGCCACAUCUUCUGCUCCUGAUAAAAGUCGUCUAAGAAUGACCCCUCAGAUCGAGCUACAGCAACCACCCUGUGAUCCCUCUGGGUCCACACUCGAGCCUGCUCCAGCUGCAGCCCUGGUCUCUGCAGUACCUCCACCUUUACAGCCUGAAAAGGCUUCCCCUGUAACGGAAACUCAAACUUCUCACCCGCCGAUGCCCACGCUAGCUCCUGAAAAUGAGCACCCUCUGAUUCCUACCCACAACCUCAACGAAGAUGAGGAAGAGGAGGAGAAGGAGGGAAGUCAGUUAGUUUCUAUAUCAGAAAUGAGCGGGACCACGCAGCUCACCGAGGAGUCCCGUCCUGGGUCAGCAGGUCCAGCCGGGGCAUCAGCCUGGAGAGUGGGCGGGGCCUUGCUGUCUGAGCUGGACUCUGAGGAGGUGAGUGUGAGUCCGCAUGGCGCCUCGGAGCUCAGCGCGCCCGGGCUCCUGGAGGGCACAGAGAGUAUGGAUGAUCUGGGGGAGGGCAGUCUUAAGGGGGCCAUGGACAUGGAGGGGGCCUCAGCUGGGUCCCCUGACUUUGAAAGGGUCCCUGAGAUCCCAGUGAACUAUGAUGAAGACGAUGAAGAUGAGGACAUGGAUGUGGGAUCAGAGCGGGCAGAUGAACCCCAGAGACAUGACAAUGAUGUAGAUGAUGAUGAGGAUGAAGAUGUGGAGAUGGCCAGUGAGGGCGUGACUGAGAGCGGCCUGGAGAGCUACGGAAACGCAGACGAAGAUGACUUUGCUGAGGAUGAAAGACUGGACAAUCUGAACAGAGUGGUUCAGCCCCCACCCCCUCCUCCUUUGCUCCCCUCAGCUCCUGCUGCACAAUGGGACCAGCCCAAUCCCUUUUCUGACCCCUGGGCAGAUCCUGUCGUACUGCAGCCUCCACCUGAGGCAGAGUCUCCUCUGACUGACCCCUGUCAGGGAGACUCUGAGACCCCAACACAAGAAUCGGCUCAGGCCUGGCUCGAACUUGGCUCUGCAGCUAAUGAAAACCAAGAGGAUCCACACACUCUCUCUGGCAACAAGGCACAGACUCCUGAGCAGAUGUGUUCUGCAGAGCCCGCACUGUCAGGAGUUGCCCCUUGUGCUCCUUGUGCCCCAGGAUCUUCUCCACUGAGAACCAUGACCAGUGCAGCCAGCUCUCCUGAAGAGCCUAAAGAGACGGCGCCGCUGCCCUCUCCACAGCCUGAGCCUGCGCUCCUGCCCUCUGCUCAUGCCCCUGGCUCCAACCCCUCCUCUUCUUCGGUGACGGAGGACGAGGCCAGCGACACAGAGGGCGAGGCUCAGCUGGACGACUCCCUGGAGACUCCGGUCAUCUGCAAGGUCAACAUCAACAUGCAGCCCCAUGGCGCCCGCUGCCUGUCCACAGUGGACGAGGAGCUGGAGGACAGUGGUGCCGCCGAAGAUGCCACGCCUCCGUCGGCUACCUCGCAGGUAUCAUACGGCUUUGACACGACCACCUCGGCAUCCAACUCCAACGCUCAGUCCACGGGCGAGAGCUGCGUGAAGAGUCCCGGCACCUUCUCUCUGGAGGAACUGCCCGAGGAAGCCAAAGAACCGCCUCUGACCCGCCUGCCUCCAGCUCCGCCCAGUUUGUCCGAUCAGCCCUACAUCCAGUGCGGGAAGGACCAUGAGGACUCGGAGCAGGCUGUAGAAAACAAAACGCCAACUCCAGAGAAAGGUUUUGCCCAAUCAGAGUGUGGAGCAGAGGAGCAGAUGCUUCCUCUAGAUGACCUCCAGCCUCCCUACUAUUCGGCUAUUUGUGAAAAGACUGAGAAUUUUGCAGGCUUCACUGCGCUGCUCCACCCACAGCGCCGGGACCACUCCUCCUACCCACGCUCCUAUUGUGACAUCGUCAAGCCGGUCAAUGCCACGCUGGCGUCACCAAAGCUGAGCUGCACCGACCUGCCACCAAGGAGCCCCAAACGCCAGUCCCUUAGUCCACAGCUGCGGCGUCUUGAGCAGCACCAAAGACAUCUGCAGGAACUCCAACAGCGCCGUGAGCAACAGAGCAGACCCAUUGAGGAGGCGGAGCAAGAGAGGAAGAGGAGGGAGGAGGAGGAGGAGAGGAAAAAGAAGGAUGAGGCAGAAGAGGAAAUAAAGAGGAAUAAGGAGGCUCAGGAGAAGAAGAGGGAGGAGGAUGAGAGGAAGAGGCAUGAGACAGAAGAAGAGAUGAAGAGGAAUAAGGAGGCUCAGGAGAGGAAGAGGAGGGAAGAGGAGGAAGAGAGGAAGAAGAGGAAUAAGGUGGAGCAGGAGAUGAAGAGGAAGGAGGAUAAGGAAGAGAGGGAAAAGAUGAUCAGGAGGGAGGAAGAGGGGAAAAAAACAAAUAAGGAAGAGCAGGAAAGGAGGCAACGGGAGGAAGAGGAGGAGGCCAAAAAACAAGAACAACAGAGGAAAGUGCUGGAGCUUCAGCUGCACCAGCAGCAGGUGGAGCUCAAACAGCGGCAGCAGAUCAUACAGUGGCAACAAGAACUACAGGAGUCCAGUAAAGGAACGCCCCUGCUGCUGUCACCCUCCUCUGGACUCUGCACCAUCUAUGAAGCUCUAGAACGUGACGACGAAGAUGAAGAGGAGGCGAAACGUGAGGAAGAGAUGGUUAAUGAGCUAAACCUGGUCACAGGGGAGCGCUUCGAGCCUCCUGAAACACAGAGCACCCAACAGAGACCGAAGAGUCCCACCCAGAAUGGAGACGAUGACGGGGACGCCUCCUCUACCUCCACCUCCACCCCCCCACAGUCCCCCAGGAAGCCUUCACCGCUGGAGCUGGAGUGGGGCAAGAAGGUGGACAUUGUGCAUCAGCUGAUCAAUCAGACUCUGCUGUUGAACGGGGACGGCUGCUCCUCCCUGCUGCUCCUCCCCGGCGGAGCGGGUGGGACUCUGAGCCCUCUGGAGAGCAGCCUGUGGCCCAGCAUGCUCCCGCCCCUGACCCCUCCCUCUGCCACCGUCACCUCUGUGAGCAGCUUCUCCCCUGAAACAAGCGGUGCCUCUUCUCAGGGGGAGUGGACGGUGGUGGAGCUGGAGACACAUCACUAA